UAUGAUUUUCUCCUGAUAUUUCACCAUCCGUACCGCACGUGCAGGGCAGACGCCAUGGAGACCGCCUCCGCCUCCGCCUCCGAUCCGCCGCCUCUCCGCCGCCGCCGCCAGCGCCAGCGCCGCCUCGUCUUCGACCGCCGCUACGGAUGGAUCUUCGACGAGUGGACGGACCCCGCAGACGCCGCCCUCGCCGGAGGCAGGGGGAUGUUCUGCGUGCUGCCGAUGGCGCGGUCGCUGGUGGACGUCGCCGUGUCCUCGGUUACCUAUGCAGCAGACUCAGUUAGUCAAGCUCUCGAGCGCUGUGGAACCUCAUCUCCCAUAGCAUAUCUUCCGCCCCUAUCAUUGCACAGGAAGCAACAAACAUGGUUUCGUGAACUUGAGCAUGUUGGAGUUAUAGCUGAUACAAAGUUAAUACCCUGCAGAACUAUGUGCAGCUUGGGGUGUAUCAGCACUGAUGGCCACUGAUUGACAAGGCAGUGGUAUCACCAAUUGAAUGCCGAGCUUCUGUUUACAAUACGUUAGUUCAGUUUCGGAAAUGUCAAAUUCGUACAAUGUCAUCGUGGAGCCCUUUGUCUGUGACUCUCUUUUGUCUCCUUUUUGAAGAAAGCAUGAAGUUUGAGAUUGAGCCAUUGGGGUCAUAAUAUGACCGUUGUAUUAGCAAUAUGGUAAAGUUUUGAUGGAAUCGUACCAUGUUGAGAUUGGGUCAUAUUAGCAAUAUGGUAAACCAUGGUUGGCCUGGUGACAGAUCAGAUUUCACUAACAUACCUUGCAGAAAUUAGAGAGUUCA
This is a messenger RNA of Oryza sativa Japonica Group (Japanese rice), 787 nucleotides long. RefSeq lists its product as uncharacterized. NCBI's taxonomy places the organism in Eukaryota, Viridiplantae, Streptophyta, Magnoliopsida, Poales, Poaceae. The record is from RefSeq and is a predicted model, not a curated record.